AUGGCCCAGCCGCCACCAGCUUAUGAAGAGCAUGAUAAGUAUCCAGCAACAGCCCCGCCACAACCAUUGUCUCCCACCAGCCCUCCAUAUCCGGAAUAUCCCGGCCCAAACCUUGGGUCCCCGGUUGCGACGAUACAAAUUCCCGGCCAAGUCAUUUAUGGGCCACAAGGAUAUGGAUGCACUACAGAUCAAUAUAAUCAAAUGCCUGUGUAUCAUCAUCGACGAGCCAUUCUCGUUGAAAGACGUGUCGUCGCACCUACUCCAGAAUUGAUUCGUCGGCGACGUAUUAUAGGAAUCAUGGCCUUUGUCCUCAUCUUUAUGCCCAUUGCCAUUUUCAUCAUCAUCAUGUCGACUAUCAAGAAA
This is a messenger RNA of Mesorhabditis spiculigera, 363 nucleotides long. NCBI's taxonomy places the organism in Eukaryota, Metazoa, Nematoda, Chromadorea, Rhabditida, Rhabditidae. The record is from the annotation of a GenBank genome assembly.